Molecule: messenger RNA, 1328 nt
Organism: Myzus persicae (green peach aphid)
Lineage: Eukaryota; Metazoa; Arthropoda; Insecta; Hemiptera; Aphididae
Product: venom carboxylesterase-6-like
Exons: 6
Coding region: 216-1247 (343 amino acids)
Source: RefSeq, a predicted model, not a curated record
UAUGUUUACAGGCACACGCUUAUCAAAUAUUAUCUUUGGGACGGGUAAGACCAAGUUUCUUUCUCAAUCAGACAAUCGCUGGCCGUCGUCAAGUGAUGCAGGUCUAUCUACAAACUGUUCUAAGCACUUAACAGUGUGUAGUGUGUACCUACGCUGUCGCCCUUCAGUACGAAAGCGGCAACUAAACGAAUUACAACUCGAUAUAAUAGUUAAAAAUGUGGGUAGCUUCUAUUAUUAGCAUUUUAUUUCUGAGUGCUGUAAUUUGUGAUCCAGUAGUAAGGAUUACAAAAGGUGCAAUAAGAGGACUAACUUCAAAAUCAAGAGAUGGCCGAGAUUUUUAUUCUUUUACUGCCAUACCAUAUGCAAAGCCACCAAUUGAUGAACUUAGAUUUGAGCCUCCAGUAGCAGUAGAUUCUUGGGGGGGUAUUUUAGAUGCCACCCAAGAAUCAAAUAUGUGUACACAAAAUAAUCAUUUCUUCCCAGCAAUUAGACACUUAACACUUGGCCAGGAAGACUGUUUGUAUUUGAAUGUCUAUACACCAAAUAUAAAUGGAAAACUUCCAGUAAUGAUUUGGAUUCACGGUGGAGGAUUUCUCGCUGGUCAUAGCGGGUCAAACAUAUUUGGACCUGAAUAUUUUAUGGAUAAUGAUGUUGUUUUGGUGUCCAUAAACUACAGGCUUGGAUUAUUUGGGUUUAUAAGCACCGAAGAUGAUGUGAUACCGGGUAACUAUGGACUCAAAGAUCAAGUCAUGGCAUUGCGUUGGGUCCAAGAAAAUAUUGCUAACUUUGGCGGUGAUCCUGGACAGGUGACAAUAUUUGGCGAAAGCGCGGGUGGUGCCAGUGUAGGAUAUCAUUUAUUAUCUCCGUUAAGUAAAGGCCUGUUCCAUAAAGCCAUACUCCAGAGCGGUACACCUUUGUGUCGUUGGGCUGUUUCUCCACCUGGAUUAGUCCGUAAACGUACAGAAGCAGUUGCUACUAUCGCGGGAUGUAAUUUCGAUAAUUCUGAAGAAAUAUUGAAAUGUUUAAAAAAACUUCCAGCUAAAUAUGUGGUCGAACUUCAUAAUAAAUUUUUCGAGUGGAUCAAUCAUCCAUGCAUAAUAUUCCCACCUGUAGUUGAAUCAUGCGAUUCAAACCAGGAAUCGUUCCUAUGUAAUCAUCCAAUUACUGACUUUAAACAAGAAUCUAAUGUACCUGUAGUUAUAGGUUUGAAUUCGGGCGAAGGUGGAGUAUUUGCAGCAUGUAAGUAGAAUUAUAAAUUGAAUUAUUUAACAUCAAAAACAUUAACUUUAUUUGUAUUACUAUGUCUAUCAAUGAAGAUAUAUUUUAAA